Molecule: messenger RNA, 3902 nt
Organism: Etheostoma cragini (Arkansas darter)
Lineage: Eukaryota; Metazoa; Chordata; Actinopteri; Perciformes; Percidae
Product: apoptosis-inducing factor 3
Exons: 19
Coding region: 632-2323 (563 amino acids)
Cellular component (GO): cytoplasm
Molecular function (GO): oxidoreductase activity, acting on NAD(P)H; flavin adenine dinucleotide binding; 2 iron, 2 sulfur cluster binding
Source: RefSeq, a predicted model, not a curated record
UGCAGGACUUGUAACAGAGUAUUUCUUCACUGUUUUAUUGCUUCUUUUACUAAAGCAAAAAAUGUCAUCCUCCACCUCCUAUUAAAAAUCUCAUGUUUUUAGCAUUUGAUAAGUCGAUCGUUUGAAUCCUUGAGCUUGGCAAUAAUAAAUCUUGAAAUGAUUUGUGAAUAGGCCACCUCCGGUUUUCUAGUUGUGCUUUGUUGCCUGUCCAUUCAGUGUCGGAUGCUGCUGCCUCGUCAGCCUUUCUCUAUACUGCUGUUGUGAAACACAAAAGACCACCACCGCCUUUCUCUGGAACAAUAACUGGGCUGAACAUGAACACUUACAUCACCGAAACUGUUCAUUCACCGGAGUCCCAAAAGUAACUUUUUGGUUGAUUUUUGCUUGUCUUAUCAAACCCCCCAGAAACGUCCACUUUCUCCACAGUCUCCCAGGAUCAAGGGAUGAGGGUUGGUGAUGGACCAAUUGCUGUGGAAAAGGACUAUCCCACUAUUGAGCUGAUGAGCAGAAAACAAACUGGAAACACUGGACUGUUGUUUAAGACAAACUGCUCUCAGCAGAGCAUCUGACAAGCUUUGGAUGUUUCUGAAGGUUUUGUGUAUCUUUGUGGUGUUACAACUGAACCUGAGAUAUGUCUGGGACCCAACUACCCCGUGAGGCCCUUCCGGCGUCUGAUCCAGAGGACACAUCAGAGGAGCUGACAGAGGUGGUGUGUCUGGAGUCAGACCUGCAGGAUGGACAGAUGAUGGAGGUUGAAGUGGGACAGCACAGUGUGCUGUUGACACGUAGCGAGGGCCAAUACAGUGCCAUUGGUCACCAGUGUACACACUACGGAGCGCCACUCAGCAAAGGUGUAAUUUCAGGCAACACAGUGCGCUGUCCGUGGCAUGGCGCCUGUUUCAACGUCCAUACAGGAGAUCUGGAAGAGUUCCCUGGUAUGGACUGCUUACCCUGCCACAAGGUCAAAAUUCAAAACAGCAAAGUGUAUGUGUCUGUAAACAAAAAGACUAUCAGGCAAGAAAAAAGAGUAAAGCGAAUGGGAGCUGCAGUACCAGGAGACACUUACACAGUCCUGCUUCUGGGAGGAGGAGCUGCGUCUCUGAUCUGCGCUGAGACUCUGCGGCAGGAAAACUUUGGUGGCCGAAUCAUCAUGGUCACCAGAGACGACCUUUUACCUUAUGACAAAACACGACUCAGCAAGGUAAUGAAUGUGGAGAAUGACAGCAUUCUGCUGAGGAGGAUGGAGUUUUUCCAGCAGUACGAUAUCGAGGUGUGGCUCAGGAAAGAAGCGGUGUCAGUGGACACAGACAAGAAGAAAGUCACAUUUGACGAUGGUUUAGUCGAGAGCUAUGACCAGCUCCUCAUCUCAACAGGCUGCAGAGCGAAGGGUCUGGAUGUGCCUGGCAUGAAGUUGGAAAACGUCUUAAUGUUGGAGACACCAGAAGAUGCCCGACAAAUCCACAAAGCCUGUCUUGGCUGCAACGUCGUCCUCGUGGGAACUUCUUUUGUCGGUAUGGAAGUUGCAUCUUAUAUGAUAGACAAAUCCUCCAGUGUCACAGUGAUCGGCAGCAGUGAGCUACCGUACCAGAACACGCUAGGUCGGGAAGUUGGCAGAGUCACCAUGACGAUGCUGUCAGAGAAAAAUGUGAAAUUCUACAUGAAUGAUAUUGUGAUGGAGAUCAAAGGUGUGGAUGGCAAGGUGAAGGAGGUUGUGCUGAAAAGUGGAAAUGUCAUCCAAGCGGAUGUUUUGAUUGUUGGCAUUGGCAUCAAACCAAACUCAGAGUUCCUGCGGGGCAGCAAAAUACAGACGGAUUCAAAAAACUUUGUAACAGUUGACAAGUACAUGCGCACCAAUGUUCCUAGUGUGUACUGUGGGGGCGACCUGUCCACCUUCCCCCUGGCGAUGGCCAAAUACCGGCUGGUCAACAUCGGACACUGGCAGAUGGCACAAGCACAUGGAAGAAUAGCAGCUCUGAACAUGCUGGGUAAACCUACUGAACUCAGCUCAGUUCCUUUCUACUGGACCGUCCUUCUGGGUAAAACUAUCCGAUAUGCAGGCUAUGGGGAGGGAUACACUGACAUCGUAAUUAAAGGAAGGUUUGAGGACAGGAAGUUCCUGGUAUUUUAUAUCAAGAAUGACGAGGUCAUAGCGGCAGCGAGCCUUAACUACGACCCUGCAGUGUCUGCAGUAGCCGAGAGGUUUGCAACAGGAAAAAUAAUAACAAAGAAAGAAGCUGAAUCAGAUGCCCUGAGCUGGCUACAGUUGUCCCAAUCUACACUUUCCUGCGCUCUCUCUCUCAACACAUCAUCUGAACAACGUUGACACGCAGCCAGAAUGACAUUCAUCUGUCUCUUUGUCACCACCACUCUCACCAAGGACAGAGAAUUUGGAGACCUGGAUUAAAUUUCACGAUUCAAAAGAGACAGACUUCACACAAGCCACAGUGAAGUUCAUAUUUACAGUGUUGAAGUUUUGGAUUUUAACUGUAUGUCAUACACUCAGUGUUUAGGUGAAGGGGACUCCACCAUGCAAACAACAGAUACCUCAGAUGGAUGCAGACUUCUUUUAUUAUCUUAAUAUCUUUUUUGUUAUUUCUUAAAAGUUUCUAUUUUAUUUUAUUUGGUGGGUUUAUAUCUCCGGCGGUAUUUAAGUGACAGUCCGGAGACAUCACAGUUAGGAUGCCUUAGUAUGUUCUCUGCUUAUAAUCUUUAAAAGGCAGUGUACGAUGCCAUUUACUUGGAUGGGGCUGCUGGAAAUACACAAGUGGCCUUAAUGCCCACUGCAGCUAUGUACAGUAUGUGGUCCGGUCAGUGAGUCGGAGGGGGGAUUACGAGAACAGAGGGGGGGUGCUCAGCUCUUUGAAGCAGAGGUGCUGAAAUAGGCAACGGCAACAAAACACACCAACAGGGAACAAUAGGCCUUCGACAAACAGCACACAAAUGCAGUGCAACAAAACCUUCACAAAAGAAAUGCUGCGUUUUUCUCUCUCUGUUGGUUUAUUACUGUCUUUACUUCACACAUCAACAUUUACUUUUCACUUUACUCUGCCUUCCUGUCAACAUUAUGCCUCAGCUCACUGUAACCAGGGUUCAACUGGUGCAGACUUUCCAAGGCCAGUAUCUGUUAUGUACUAAUGUUUUAUGUACAAGAUUUGAAAUGUUUUUUAUGCUAAACAUGACAAGAAUUUGUUGUUUUUUAAAAACAGUAUUUAGAUCAGAAUAUUGAUAUACCUCGUGAUUAUAAAGUUUUUCUGAAUAAUAAAUUGAGAAAACGUUUGUAGAAAAAAAGGAUAGGAAACUCACAUUUUGUGAGUAAUAAAGCAAAUAUAAUAAUCGAUAAAUCAUGGUUCUUCAACACAUUUGUGCAGAAAAUUAUACUAAAAACCAUAUAGGCCCACAUGAUAAUAUUCAUUUAAAGUGUCACUGGUAUAUAUUAUCACACAUGUUGGCUUCCACUCUGGAAGCUAAUUAUAAUCUGAUUUCCAUCUAUCUGCUCAUCUUACUGGCUGAAGGCAACACUGACUGCCAUGAUAUUCUUGCAACUUCACAUCUCUUGGAGAAUUGCAUUUAUAGCAUUAUACUGUUCAGCAACAGCUUAACAUAUUAAUGUAUACCAGGAACAACUAUAAGUCUUACUUUGCACCAAAACACAUUGUUACAGUGAGUAAAAUAAUUUAUCAUAUUAUGUAUUCUUCAGGUGAGAAAAAUAUCAGCUUUAUUCUUCUAAGGAUUUUAAGUGAAAGAUGGUCUUUGCCGUUUACUUACAAUGCUGAACAAGCAAUCCUAUUGUUAAUAACAGCUUUCUUAUCAAUGCAAAGAGAACACUGAUGCCCAGGGACAAUUAGCAGGGAUGUAGGCCUACUUGUCAUUUCAAUUUUUUUGUCUUGUGUUUCACUUUGUUC